CUCGAAAGGGAGAGAAAGAGAGAGAGAGAGAGAGAGAAGAAUAUCUCAAAAACAUUUCGCGAUUUCUUUUCUACCCAUCUCGCAGCUAAAGAUUGUUCUUCCUCUUCUUCCGUUUCUCUUCCUAGAUCCUCUGAUUCAAUUUCCCUACUCAAGCUUCAGCCAUGGCUAACGCGGCAUCGGGUAUGGCUGUGCACGAUGACUGUAAGCUUAAGUUCUUGGAGUUGAAGACCAAGAGAACUUACAGAUUCAUUGUAUAUAAGAUUGAAGAGAAGCAGAAGCAAGUCAUUGUGGAAAAGGUUGGCGAGCCAGGUCAAAGCUAUGAAGAUUUCACAGCCUGCCUUCCUGCUGAUGAAUGCCGAUAUGCGGUUUAUGAUUUUGACUUUCUGACUAAGGAGAAUGUUCAGAAGAGCAGAAUUUUCUUCAUUGCUUGGUCUCCCGACGUGUCGAAGGUAAGAAGCAAGAUGAUCUAUGCAAGCUCAAAGGACAAGUUUAGAAGAGAAUUGGAUGGCAUUCAAAUUGAGCUGCAAGCUACUGACCCAUCUGAAAUGGAUCUCGAUGUUUUUAAGAGCCGUGCGAAAUAAGAAGCGUCUUCGUUAUGAACUUCUUGUGGUGUCUGUUUUACAUUGUGAAAUGAUGUUAUUAAUUGCUGGGUUUAUGAAUGUGCUUUGAUUACAUAUUGGGUUGUUUUCUAAGUUUUGUCUUAUAGAAUUAUGUCCAUCUGGAACAAUCUUCGGUCAUUUUUCCCCCCCACCUUAUAUUCUAUGAUUUAUCGUGUGGAAUUAAUGCAAUAUCUCCUUAUGUAACGCUACAUGAUUUUGGUC
Molecule: messenger RNA, 821 nt
Organism: Cucurbita pepo subsp. pepo (vegetable marrow)
Lineage: Eukaryota; Viridiplantae; Streptophyta; Magnoliopsida; Cucurbitales; Cucurbitaceae
Product: actin-depolymerizing factor 2
Biological process (GO): actin filament depolymerization
Cellular component (GO): actin cytoskeleton
Molecular function (GO): actin binding
Source: RefSeq, a predicted model, not a curated record